Micropterus salmoides (largemouth bass) is the source of this 4880-nucleotide messenger RNA. It is a transcript of the gene chfr, whose product is annotated as checkpoint with forkhead and ring finger domains, E3 ubiquitin protein ligase. Gene Ontology annotation, cellular component: nucleus. Gene Ontology annotation, molecular function: ubiquitin-protein transferase activity; protein binding. The coding region runs from base 157 to 2088 and encodes 643 amino acids. The record is from RefSeq and is a predicted model, not a curated record. The transcript is spliced from 18 exons. Gene Ontology annotation, biological process: ubiquitin-dependent protein catabolic process; mitotic cell cycle checkpoint signaling; protein ubiquitination. Lineage: Eukaryota; Metazoa; Chordata; Actinopteri; Centrarchiformes; Centrarchidae.
UGCCCCUCCUCCAUCAGCUGAUAACGGUAUAUGAUGUCAAGGCAGAGCUGGGCAGGAAGUGCACAUUGUGCCUAGCUGGAUCAUGAGGACAAGAAGCUGUUUAAUACAAAACUAUUGGGACAACAAACUACGCUUUUGACGAAAAGGCAGUGGGAGAUGGACAGUUAUCGAAGAGGACGACCAUGGGGAAAGCUAGUCAAGGUGGACUUAAGUGAAACUGUCCUGCUUUUCAACAGGGAAUGCACAGUUGGUAGAAAAAAAGGAUGUUACCUGUCCUUUCCAGCCAACAAAUUGGUCUCAGGGGAGCACUGCAAGAUUGUGCAAGAUGAAGGCUCAGGGCUGGCGUGGCUGGAAGACAUGAGCACUAAUGGCACGGUGAUCAACAUGUCCAAACUAGUCAAAAAGCAAACCCACAUGCUGCAGAACGGCGAUGUCAUCUAUUUUGUAUACAGGAAAAGUGAGCCAGAACAAAACAUUGCCUAUGUUUACCACUCAUUGAAUAUGGAGCCUGCCAUUUCUCAACAUGGUUAUGACAUGGAGAGGUCAGCCCACAGUCCUGCUCCACCUUCAGAUAUGUUGCUUUCUGUGGAGCCUGUAAUGCUCACAAAGGCUCCUCGUGAUCCAACUCAGGAGGAACCUCAGCCCUCCACCUCCGCUUCCCACUUCUGUAUUGGGAGCCCUACCACAUCUUCUGGUCCCACGGCAGCAGCAGCCUGUUUUGCUUCUGGCGCAGCUCAAGAUGCUUCCCCAGCACAUGAAAAAGACAUGGACAACAUGGAGCCAGAAAGCAAGAGGAGGAAAACAGAUGAUGAUAAAGAUUAUGAUUUGGGCCUGCCACACACCUCCUGUACAGAAGUGGUCAGUUCACCUGAGGGAAGUCUUAGGAGUCGUUCAUCUAAACCACAAGUGGAAGGGACGAAGACGGACAAGAUGGAGGAGACCCUGACAUGUGUUAUUUGCCAGGACCUACUCCACGACUGUGUCAGCUUGCAGCCUUGCAUGCAUGUCUUCUGUGCCGCCUGCUACUCAGGCUGGAUGGAGCGUUCUUCUCUUUGCCCCACCUGCCGCUGCCCUGUGGAGAAGAUUCAUAAGAACCACAUCCUCAACAACCUGGUGGAGGCCUACCUCAUCCAGCACCCAGAAAAGUGUCGCAGUGAGGAGGACCUGAAGAGCAUGGACAGCCGUAACAAGAUAACUCAGGACAUGUUGCAGCCAAAAGUUGACCGCUCUUUCUCUGAUGAGGAGGGAAGUUCAGAUUACCUCUUUGAGCUCUCUGACAAUGACAGUGACUCCUCAGAUAUUGGUCAGCCUCUAGUGAUGUGCAGACAGUGUCCUGGCUACAGGAUGGACGUCAGUCAGUUGCUGUUUGCUACAGGUUCAAACUACUGGCUCCCUGGUCUGCCAGCUCCACCUCCCAUACCUCCUCCACCCAAACCAGCAACUGAAGAGGGGUCUGCAAAGCCCACAGGGGAGGAGCCCUCAACCUCCUCUGAUAUCCCCUCAGCUCCUCAGGAGUACCGCUGCCCUCCUCAGGGCUGCCAUCUCAUCUGCACCUGCUGCCUCCAGCCAAUGCCAGACAGACGAGCCGAGCUUAACAGCCAGCAGGUUAUUGCUCAGCAAUGUGUGCUGUGCCAGCGACCCUUCUGUCAUAUGUACUGGGGUUGCCAGAGGAUUGGCUGUCAAGGCUGUCUGGCUCGAUUCAGCGAGCUCAAUCUGACAGACAAAUGCCUAGAUGGUGUGCUGAAUAACAAUAACUAUGAAUCAGAGAUCCUUCAGAACUACCUGUCCUCCAGAGGUAAGUCAUGGAGAGAUCUGCUCCAGGAGUCCCUGCAGGAAUUACAGCAGGGAAACUACUAUCUGACAGAUUGUCGUAUCUCCGCAAAUGCCGUCCUGUGCUUCUGCUGCGGCCUGCGAGCAUUCAAGGAGCUGGCCUACAAGUACAGACAAAACAUCCCUGCAACUGAACUGCCAGCUGCUGUGAAGUCUCGUCCUGACUGUUACUGGGGACGCAACUGUCGUACGCAGGUGAAGGCACAUCAUGCAAUGAAAUUCAACCACAUAUGUGACCAGACACGUUUCAAGAGCUGAAGAAGCAGAGUGGUUUGUUUCUUCACGUGUCAAAUGUAGAUAACUGAGCAUCUCGUAAACACGAUCUUAUUAAGUUUUGUUGUGUCCAUUAUAGCCAACUGCCUUCCAGAUGUUAUGCAAUAAUCUAAUGCCGAAAUUACAAUCAGUAUCCAUUUACAAUAGUGACCUGUGUCUUACCUGACACAGGGCUGUGUGAAAUAAUACUAUGCACAACAACAUUAAAGUUCAAUGUUUACAAAAGGUUUAAGAUGGUUUUUAGAGUCAUGACCUGUUAGGGGCAUUUAACACCAGCCUUUAUUUAAAUUUAGAUAGAUUUUGGCUGUAGCUCGUCUGGCAGGUCACCAACCAUCGGAGUAAUUUAUUUGUUAAAAAUGCUUCCUGAUAUGUCCUCUAGCCUGUGACAAAAAUGUUGGUUUUCUCAGAUUAAGAGCGAGUGAGGCAUUUAUGUGCGUUUUCACAUGUUAGUGAGCAUGUUUUCCAUUAUGUCCUCCUCCAGUCUUGGCAAUUGAGGCUUAUAACACCUUUUAUUUUUCUUGCUUUCUUUAAUUUUGAACAUGUGAAGAACGCUGAGUUAAGAAUCCUGGGCUUCUACUACAUAAUGCCGAAGAAAUAAUACGUAUCAGAGUAAAGUGAUGCAGAGAAUUACCGUAAUAAACUCUGAAGCACCGUUCUAGGCAAGACCCAACCUUGAGACUAUACUAUAAAAUGUGUACGUGUCUUACCUUUAACUUGUUUUCGCCAGGGCAUUACUGUGUUCCCAGACAAGGGCAAAAAGCCACUUUAAAGUCCUGCAUAUGUACUAGUUUAGGUUCAUAAUCCCAGGGGAUUGGAAAGGGAUCACUGGUGCUGUCAGAGGUUACCGGGGGCUCUGUUGUAUUAUUUUGCUCUGGAUAAUCAUCUCCAAGGUGAUUAAAGUAGUGUAGAAGGGAUGCUUUCUCAGAGCCUUGUAGUAAGGACUAAGCUCUAAUGAAAUGCAGUUAGUCCAUGUAGACUCUUGAGAGGAAAAAAUAAACUGCACUCCUGGCAACCAGUAACGGUUAAAUAUGCUGAAGGUGAGGUUGCCUUUUAGUGGAAUUCUGCAGGAUGCACUUGCAAAACCAACGGCGUAAAUAAUUUUGCCAGUACAACACUAUGUUCUGUUAAAUUGUCACUUAUGUUCCCAUUAUACAUGUUAUUGCUUACCUUGCAAGAAUUAUAUAGUUUUUUCAGAUAGUAGAUUUUUCUGUUGAUGUUUUAGGAGAUACUAGUUGGGGUUUUGUUAGCUUUUCUCUGGUUCCUCAGAUACACAAAGCUGCUGUUUUUUGUUUUUUAUUGCAGGUAAACCAUGUUUUGCUGGUUAGACGAGUUCUGUAUCAACAUGUUGAAUCUGGUGACCUCACAUUUAUGACUAUCAUCACCCAAGUGUCAGUAAGACCCCAUCAUGCAAACAUGCACAGCUACUAGAAAUUGACAAAAUCAGUCUGCGACUUACUUAGUCCAGUCAGAUAAGAACAUCCAGACAUUAGUUUCAAGAAGCCUUAUACAGUAUGUUGAAAUACACGGAUGAAGUUAUAGUCUUGAUGUUUGCCUUUUUUGUAGGAUCACUAUUAUUGGUGUGUAGAAAAUGCUGGUGGGUAAGAAGUAGGAUAUGUUAAAAGCAGGCCUUAGCAUGCGUCCAGUACAUUUUGUAUUUCACACACAAAUGCUGGUCUUAGUUUUUCAAUUGAUUUUAGAAGAAUACAUACUAAAUAUGUCUAAAAAUGUUUGCUAGGUGUGAUUUUAUACUGGACAGCUGAGGAUAUUUGCACAUACCUUGUCUCACACAAAUGGAAAGGCGUCUUUAUAAAUUGACAUGGUUAUAAUAUGAACAUACUGUCUUUAUCCAGCGUGAGAGAUGUCAGUACUCUGGCUCAUCAUAAGAGUUUUAUUCCAAAAUGAGAUCAUGUACAUCAUCAGGAAGAAAGAUGAUGUUUUGGAAUGUAGCCCUUCAUAUUUUCAUUGUAAAUGUUGGUGGCAAAAUCGGCAUUUUCCUGGCCUCUGUCUGAGCUCCUGAGUUACUUUGUAGUGGUAGAAAGGUGGUUUAUGUGAUCUUAUUGUUCAAAAUGUUUUUUUUUUUUUACCCCUGAAGUCAUGGUGGGUCCACACUGGCAUUCCUUAGCAGCUCAGGCCCUCUGCAAAAAACCCGGUCGAUAACGCGUCAGAGCGGCUGGGUUUUAAUUAUUCCCUACCGGCGAUCUGGGCACCCUAAGCCAACAACAGUCCCAAGCCGCUCCAAUCAGGAAUUGGUAUUAAAGAGGCUUUAGAGGGGUGCCUUGCAUUCUCCCUGCAGGGUAUGUUGUAUACUAACGCAAAUAUUUACUCAUUUUGUGUGCAAAAGUCUAGACCAGGCUGCUCAGCAGUAUGGAAGAGGCAGGUUUCAUUCUACCUCAUCGCAGCUCCCAAGAAUAUGGGUGACUGAACAGGCAUCAGAGUCGGUCACAUCAGUGCAAAGCUCGGCAUGCGUUCUCAAUAUGAGCGAUUGAAGUCCUUACUGAUGCCUGUAAACUUUGUAUGCAAUGCACUAUUUGAACUGUUAGUCUAGAUUAUAACCAACCUAUAGUUAAUUAUAAUAAAAAAUUAAAGUAGCACUAGGCACAUGCAAGUUGUUGACAAACAUUUGAGAAAUGCCUCUUUACCCUGUAUAUUGUAUUAGCAAUGCUGAAAUUGUCUUUGAAAUAUGGAUCAGAUUUGCUUGUUAAUCUAAACAAAUCAAAUUAAAAGACUGAUGUAGAAGUUGACUUGCUUUUGUCAAUACCAUAAAAGUCUCUUGCAUA